Messenger RNA from Amblyraja radiata (thorny skate), 1109 nucleotides. RefSeq names its product adhesion G protein-coupled receptor F5-like. Lineage: Eukaryota; Metazoa; Chordata; Chondrichthyes; Rajiformes; Rajidae. The transcript has 9 exons. The record is from RefSeq and is a predicted model, not a curated record. The coding region runs from base 296 to 1042 and encodes 248 amino acids.
CCCUGCCCCGGACUUCGCUAUCUCUGCACAAGGUUCAUUCCCUGCACUUCAGGCCGUGGUGCCGAUUUCAAGCAGCCGAUAGUUUUUGCCAGCAGGUUGUCUCGUCCUGGAGGGGCCGGGCUUCACACACCAGAAGUCAUUCUUUGCAACUCCGCCGCCGACAAGGAAGUAUUUAUUUAAUGAGGAUACACAUCUCUCCUCAGCUUUUUAGCGAUCGGGACACGCAACGAGUAGUAUCGGAGAGAGUAUUUUUCACUGCAAAGAUUAAGUAAAUUCACCAUUUUAGUCAUUUGAAAUGCUGCCUCGAACCAGGAUCAUGUCAUGGUGCCUGUUGCUGACUUUUUUCUAUCAACAAGUUGAAGUUGAUGAGCCACAUAGUUCAAAUUCUCCUCUUCCAGCAGUAGAUGCUUCUAUAACAGAAGACAGUAAAAGUCAAAUCCACCUCAUCAGACAAAGAAGAAAUGUCAAUCAGCAAACUGAAUACACCAUAGAUAUUGAAAUAAGCAUAAGCAGAAAUGGUCUUAGCACCCUGCAAAUGGACCUGGCUAAUUUAAGCUAUCCAAUUAUACUGCCGAUUGGAAAUGGCACUAUCAAUAUUACCAGCAUCACUCCUACAACAUCCUGUCAAUUAGUGAACAGUGAAAUUCAAUGCACAUGUACUAGUGAAUUUAUAUGGAACUCAACAUUUUGUAGAAAAUACCAGCCUUGCAGUGCAAAUACUACAGCCACACAGACUUGUGACUGCAUCAGGGGUUAUCCAACAGAGGGAGUAUUCUGCGAUGACUCACCCAUAAUGACAACACCCGCACAAAGUACUGCACCUACAACAAGGGCAAAGACCACCACAACAAGGGCAAAGACCACCACUACUACACUACCAACGACUACGCCAUUCAGAAGAGUAAAGAAGAACAUUGGAUUGGAAAUUUUAUCUCAGAACUUCACUGCUGAACUGAAAGAUUCUUCCUCAGAAUUGUAUCAAAGCCUUACAAAUGAAGUAACUGUACGGCUUAAUGAAGCCUACAGAACAAGAGAUUCCUGAUGCCGUGGUGAAAGUUUUAGGAUACGCUAAUGGGAGCGUUCUUGUAGCACUUGAAGUAGCCUCCAAC